Molecule: messenger RNA, 480 nt
Organism: Homalodisca vitripennis (glassy-winged sharpshooter)
Lineage: Eukaryota; Metazoa; Arthropoda; Insecta; Hemiptera; Cicadellidae
Exons: 2
Coding region: 1-480 (159 amino acids)
Source: RefSeq, a predicted model, not a curated record
AUGUUGGGCUUUAUAUCUCGAUUCUCUAGAGGCAUCAAUAAUCCUUCUGCCCUACGUUCUCUCUAUUGUUCGUUGGUAAGACAACUCUUGGAGUAUGCCAGUCCUGUGUGGUCUCCUUAUACAGUUGGUGCCAGGACUAGACUUGAGGCCCUCCAGCGACGCUUCAUUCGUCUGGUCGGUGUGAGGAUUGGCUACAACUAUCCUGAUGUUCCCGUGGAAGCAUUAACUGCAGAACUUAAUAUUCCAACUCUGUCUUUGCGCCGUGAUGUAGCAGAUGUACUCAUGUUGUGGAAGUUAGUUGGCGCCCAUGUGCAGUGCCCAGGUCUUCUCGCUGAAAUUAGUGGUGGUCUGGGGCUAAGGUCUGCUGCCCCGACACGGGUGUCGCUCGUAGAGCUUGGAACUAGUUGUGUAGAGGGCGCUCCAAGCUGCAGCAUGCUCAGGGAGUCUCGCCAGAUGUCCGAGAACAAGGUCGGCGAGUAG